AUGGCCAACAGACCAUCCAUCAUGCCACCUCAUAAUGAGACUGAGCACUCAGUUAGCCGGAUCACUCGUGAAGGCAAACAGCUCACGUACAAAUUGAGCGUGAUGCAACAACCAGAGCGGGCAAGAGCGUGCGGCGCGGGAGCGAAGUCAUCUGCCGACCGUCGCCCUGUUGACCCACCGCCUGUGGUCGAGCUACGCAUCUUCGAGUCCGACCCGGCUAAUGAUACGCAAAAGACCGAUAUCACUUUCGCCUACAAUGCCAAUUUCUUCCUCUAUGCAACCCUUGACACCGCACGACCUAUCGCCCAUGGACGGGUGGGUGGACCGCAGUCUUGCCCCGUAUUAACCGGUGUGCCAGUCGCCGGUGUCGCAUAUCUCGACCGCCCCUCACAAGCAGGCUAUUUCAUCUUCCCAGAUCUGUCAGUGCGUCAUGAGGGCAGGUACCGCUUGAACUUCCACCUGUACGAAGAGAUCAAGGACGCCAAAGAUGCCGACAAGGAUUCGACUUUGCCUCUUCCCAACCAAAUACCCCUUUCCGCUACAUCAAAGCCGGGCACCCCGCAAGCAUUUCUUCAUUUCCGUCUCGAGGUCAAGUCGGUACCUUUUACCGUUUAUAGCGCCAAGAAGUUCCCUGGCCUAGCGACCAGCACCUCUCUGAGCCGUAUCAUUGCUGAGCAGGGUUGCCGUGUUCGUAUUCGUCGUGAUGUUCGCAUGAGACGCCGGGGCGAUAAGCGGGAUGAGGACUAUGAAUUCGGCGAGGAACGCGCAGCUGCGUAUGCAAGAUCGUCAGAUCGUUUCACGACACCUGACAGAUACGCAGCUUCGAUGGAUCGCCCUAGGUCAAACAGCAAUGGCAGCAAUAUGGAAUCGCCCUACGGGUUUGUUCCCCCAGAUCGACGACCAUCUGCACCCGACUAUGGCUUCCAGUGCCCACAACCAUAUCAAAGACCCAUGCCUCCUGCACCCAUGUCACACUCCCAGACACCCUCAUACCAAUCGCACCUUUCGUUUGGCUCCACGCCUUCGCAUUAUCCGGCUCCUCACAUGCCUCCUACACCCCCACCGCCGCAAGGUAUUUACUCCCCACAGCACGCAUAUGCCCAGAUACGACACCCAUCCAACGCCUCUGAAUACGAAGGAACACCCAUUGCAUAUCCGGCCCCUCAAAUACCUGCCGAGCGAGGUGGUUACCCCAAGCCUCCUAUGAAUUCAUAUGGCAUGGAGCCACCGAAAUCAAACUCAUACAUGGAUCGCAUGGCUGAGCCAUCUUUAUACCCAUCCACGCCCAAUGUUCCGGUGUCACGUUCUCAAACACCGGUCCCGGCCAUCCCGCCUGCCAAGCCCCUACCAAAUGAAUAUGCCAACCAUAUUGUUCCUUCGGUGGAAUGCACUUCACCCGGAGGCGGGGGCGGAUACGACAACGUUAGAGGGAAGCGUAUGGUAUACCAAACUGGGCCCACAUACGGCAAAAGGAGUCAUGAAGAUACUUUCGGUCUUGAUGACCGGUCAAUGCAGAACGGCAUGCGGCCUGAUACCGAGCCUUAUCCCGCGUAUCGCGAUUUCGCGGGAGAAAGUCGGGCUGCACUUAUGGCUGAAAUGGGUAUUCAGUUGUCCUACAAGCGUGCCAACGGUAAAAUGGUCAUGAAGGCUCCUCCAUCGAGUUCAUAG
This is a messenger RNA of Penicillium egyptiacum, 1668 nucleotides long. NCBI's taxonomy places the organism in Eukaryota, Fungi, Ascomycota, Eurotiomycetes, Eurotiales, Aspergillaceae. The record is from the annotation of a GenBank genome assembly.